Messenger RNA from Halteromyces radiatus, 2445 nucleotides. Its product is annotated as Dynamin central region-domain-containing protein. The record is from RefSeq and is a predicted model, not a curated record. Bases 176 to 2350 code for a protein of 724 amino acids. Gene Ontology annotation, cellular component: membrane; cytoplasm; peroxisome. NCBI's taxonomy places the organism in Eukaryota, Fungi, Mucoromycota, Mucoromycetes, Mucorales, Cunninghamellaceae. The transcript has 9 exons. Gene Ontology annotation, molecular function: GTPase activity; GTP binding; microtubule binding. Gene Ontology annotation, biological process: mitochondrial fission; peroxisome fission.
AUACCCUCUUUUUUUUUUUUCUUGUUUACAUAUAUAUCACUCUUAGUUUUACUCUCUCUCUCUUUCUCAUACUUAUUUCUACAUUAUAUAUAUAUAUAUACAUCCACAUACAUACAUACGAAUAUAUACACCAUCUAAUUCUUUUCUUUUUUUAUUUUUCUGAAACAAACAAAGGAUGGAAGAUCUUAUUCAACUAACCAACAAGUUACAAACAGUGGUAUCAUCCAUUAGUGCACAUGAAACACUCGAUUUACCUCAAAUAGUGGUGAUUGGUUCUCAGUCUAGUGGCAAGUCGUCUGUCUUGGAAACCAUUGUUCAAAGAGAUUUUUUACCUCGUGGUAGUGGUAUAGUCACUCGACGACCUUUGAUUCUUCAACUUAUUACAAGUCGUUCAACCGAUGCUGUGGAAUAUGGUGAAUUCUUACAUACUCAAGAUAAAAAAUUUUUUGACUUUGCCGAGAUUCGUAGGGAAAUAGAAAGGGAAACAAGUCGAUUGGCUGGGGACAACAAAGGGAUUUCUCGUAUGCCCAUUCAUCUACGUAUUUAUUCUCCCAAAGUAUUAACUUUGACAUUGGUGGAUUUACCUGGUUUGACAAAGAUCCCUAUAGGUGAUCAACCUACUGAUAUUGAAAAGCAAAUUCGAAGUCUUUUGAUGGAUUAUAUUUCCAAACCCAACAGUAUUAUCUUGGCAGUGACACCUGCAAACAUGGAUUUGGUGAAUUCUGAUAGUUUGAAAUUAGCUAGACAAGUAGAUCCUGAAGGAAAACGUACUAUUGGUGUCUUGACAAAAUUGGAUUUGAUGGAUGCUGGGACAAAUGCUUUGGAUGUAUUGACUGGAAGAUCUUAUCCUUUAAAACUUGGAUUUAUUGGUAUUGUGAAUCGUAGUCAACAAGAUAUAUUGACCAAUAAACCUAUGGCUGAUGCACUCAAGGCGGAAAACGACUUUUUUAGACAACAUCCUUCUUAUCGAGCCAUUGCAGGAAGAUGUGGAACUCAAUAUCUUUCAAAACAACUCAAUCAAAUCUUGUUCAAUCAUAUCAAAGAUAAAUUACCUGAACUUCGAACUAAACUUAGUUCAUUGAUCAGUCAAACUCAACAUGAACUUUCACAAUAUGGUGAUCCUGUUUUAACAACUGGAACAAUGCAUAGAGGAUCACUGAUUUUACGACUCUUGACUAAAUUUGCCAAUGAUUUUGUUGCUGCUAUUGAUGGUACAUCUUCUGAAAUGUCAACCAAGGAAUUAUGUGGUGGAGCUCGGAUAUACUUUAUUUUCAACAAUGUAUUUGGAAAUGCUCUCAUUGCUAUCCCUCCUUGUGCUAAUUUGACCAAUACCGAUAUCCGAACUGCUAUUCGUAACUCUACCGGUCCUAGACCUUCAUUGUUUGUCCCAGAAAUUGCUUUCGAUCUUUUGGUGAAACCUCAAAUCAAGUUAUUGGAAACUCCCAGUUUACGAUGUGUAGAACUUGUUUAUGAAGAAUUGAUGAAGAUUUGUCAUAAUUCAGGUGACAAGGAAUUGAUGCGAUACCCCAAAUUACAUGCAAAAUUAGUUGAGGUGGUAGCGGAAUUAUUACGCGAAAGAUUAGGUCCAACCUCUAGUUAUGUUGAAAGUCUGAUUGCCAUUGAACGUGCCUAUAUCAAUACCAAUCAUCCUGAUUUUAUGGGUGCAGCUGGAGCCAUGUCGAAUUUGGAAUCUGAAUCAAGAAAGAAAAAGAAACAAGAUAGUAGUAGAAGAAAAAUCACUCGACAACCAAGCAUGAACAGUGUAUCAAGUGCUGUCAAAGCCAAUGGAUCUGUUUUUGAUGAUGACAACAAAUCAACUAUUGAUCAUCAUUCUGCGUACAAAGAAAAUGGACAGGUACAUAAUGAUUCAUUCCUCAACUACUUUUUCGGUGGUGCAGGUAAAACGGAAAGGCCAGCUUUGGGAUCUCCUGAAAUGACAAGUAUGCAACAACAUUACGCUCCUACCAUGUCAGUCAGUAGUUUGAUGGAAAAUGAAAUUGAAAAGAAAAUGGAACAUGUGACGAUUCAAAACGGCAAUGGUGAAGAAACAACUUAUCCUGUAUCUGAUAGGGAAGAGAUUGAAACUCAACUCAUUCGUACAUUGAUCACCAAUUACUUCAACAUUGUUCGAAAAAAUAUUCAAGAUCUGGUACCCAAAUCUAUUAUGCAUCUUUUAGUCAAUCAUUCAAGAGAAUCUGUACAAAAUCGAUUAGUGACAUCUUUGUAUAAACGAGAAUUGUUUGAUGAACUAUUACAAGAAGAUGAAGCUAUGGCAGCUGAACGAUCAAAAUGCAAGCAACUAUUAGACGUAUACAAACAAGCUUUUGAUAUAGUGAAUAGUGCAGUUUGAUAAUAUAUAUAGUUUAUCUUUUUACCUUAGUAUCCAUUUUAGAAUAGCUUGAUUUUGAUGAAAUAAACGAAUGUUACACAAUAGUUGAAAAACCC